Molecule: messenger RNA, 7023 nt
Organism: Pteronotus mesoamericanus
Lineage: Eukaryota; Metazoa; Chordata; Mammalia; Chiroptera; Mormoopidae
Product: collagen alpha-4(VI) chain-like
Molecular function (GO): serine-type endopeptidase inhibitor activity
Source: RefSeq, a predicted model, not a curated record
UCUAGAAUGGAGACUUGGAAGACAUUUUGGGAGAUCAUCUUCCUUGCAGCCAGCUUUGGCUUCAUCGAGUCACAGAGAACUGUCUGCAGAGAGGCCUAUGUGGGAGAUGUCGUAUUUCUACUGGACAGCGGCAAUGACCCCCAAAUUACCAACAAUAUGCGGUACUUCUUGAUUCAACUGGUGAAUAGCUUCAAUGUCAGCAGAGAGAACAUACGCGUGGGGCUGGUCCAGUACAGCGACGUGCCCCAUUCCGAGUUCCUACUUUCCACGUACCACCACAAAAGUGACAUUUUGAGUCACAUUCGGAAGUUUCGAUGGAAACCUAAGGGCCCUCAGGGCAACAAAAUGGGCCUGGCCCUGCAAUUCCUUCUAGGUCACCAUUUCCAGGAAAGAUCAGGGAGCCGAGCAAGCCACGGAGUGCCUCAGGUCACCAUGGUGAUCAGCAGCAGCCCAACUGUGGACCCUGUGGAGGAACCCGCUGAGGCAUUUAGGAGGGCGGGCAUCCUGCUUUAUGCCAUUGGCUUUAGAGGUACAUCGAAGACAGAGCUCAGGAAGAUUGCGAGCAGUCCUGUGGAGAAGUUUUUCUUUUUUGUCCCCAACUACUCUAAUCUGGGCAGCCUCAUCCAGAAGCUGCAGAAGGAGUUCUGUGAGACUUUGGCAAAAGCGGCUCAACCAGUUGACCACGUCUCUCCAGUUUGCAAAGAAGUGGUCCUGGCAGAUAUUGUCUUUCUGGUAGACAGCUCAACCAGCAUCGGACCCCAGAACUUCCAGAAAGUGAAGAACUUCCUUCGUUCUGUUGUCCUGGGGCUUGAGAUUGGCAGGGACCAGGUUCAAGUGGGACUGGCUCAGUAUAAUGACAAUGUCUACCCAGCCUUUCACUUGAACCAGUACUCGCAGAAGAAUGUGAUCCUGAAGCAUAUCCAGAACCUGCCCUACCGUACAGGAGGCACAAACACAGGGCUUGCCCUGGAGGUUAUGAGGACCAGCUACUUGACCGAGGCCUCUGGCAGCCGGGCCAAGGAUGGGGUUCCUCAGAUAGUUAUCCUGGUGACAGACGGGGAGUCAAAUGAUGAAGUCCAGGAGGCAGCCACCAGGUUGAAAGAAGAUGGAGUUGUCAUGUAUGUGGUAGGCAUCAACGUCCAGGAUGUCCAGGAGUUGCAAAAAAUAGCCAGUGAGCCAUUUGAGAAGUUUCUCUUUAACACCGAAAACUUCAACAUCCUUCAGGAUGUCUCGCAAGGCAUUCUUCAGACACUGUGCUCAGCAGUGGAGGGUAAAAUGAAAGAAUUCACCAAGGCCUAUGCAGAUGUGGUCUUUCUUGCCGACACCUCACAGGACACAUCACAGGCCAGUUUCCAGCAGAUGCGGGAUUUCAUCUCCAGAGUGAUUGGCAUGCUAGAUGUUGGCAGGGACAAGUACCGGAUUGGCCUGGCUCAGUAUGGUGGUCAAGGUCACACUGAAUUUUUGCUCAAUGCCUACCAGAGCCAAGAGGAGAUGAUUGCACACAUCCGUGAAUACUUUGCACUCCGUGGUGGCUCCCGGAGGACAGGCAAAGCUCUGCGAUACCUCCAUGACACCUUCUUCCAGGAGGCAGCGGGAAGCCGAUUUCUCCAGGGCAUUCCCCAGUAUGCAGUGGUCAUUACAUCAGGCAAAUCUGAGGAUGAGGUCUGGGAUGCUGUGCAGAUGUUGAAGGAAAAAGGCGUGAAGGUCAUGUCUGUGGGUGUACAGGACUUUGACAGAAGAGAACUGGAGAGGAUGGGGACCCCACCCCUUAUAUAUGAGAUGCAAGGACAAGAUGGAGUCAGACAGAGGAUACAAGAUGUGAAUGUGGGGAUCCUUGGGAUGGCGGAGACCGAGAAGGAAGCUACAGCAGCAUGUCCAACUGCUAUUCCUGCUGAUUUAGUAUUCCUGGUUGAGAAAUUUAGCAGGGCCAUGCAACAGAAUUUCCAACACGUUGUCAAUUUCUUAAAGGCCACCGUUAGCUCUCUAAGCAUUCAUCCUGAUUUUGUGAGAAUCGGCUUGGUGUUUUACAAUGAGAAACCACGACUUGAGUUUUCACUGGAUGCAUUUCAGACUCCAGCCAAAAUCUUGGAGCAUUUGAACAAAUUAACUUACCAGGAAAAAAGAGGAAUGACCAAGACUGGUGUUGCCUUGGAUUUCCUAAGGGAUGAGGUUUUCAUUCAGGAGAAGGGCAGCCGUGCCAAGCAAGGUGUGAGGCAGAUAGCUGUGGUCAUCACGGAAGGCUCCUCUCAAGACGAUGUGUCCAGACCAGCUUCUCUCCUCCGUAGGGCGGGGGUUACCAUCUAUGCGGUGGGCACCCAGCUUGCCUCAGAGAACAGGGACCUGGAGAAGAUAGCAACAUAUCCUCCUUGGAAGCAUGUCAUCCCUCUGGAAUCCUUUUUGCAGCUCUCCAUUGUGGAAAGAAAGAUUAAGAACCAGCUCUGCCCUGACACUCUGAGCAAAGCAUUGUCCCCUAGUGAGAUCGGCAAUGUUCUAAAAGAAGGCUGUGAGCGCAUUGAGAAGGCAGAUAUUUACUUCCUUAUUGAUGGGUCUGGCAGCAUCCAACAAGACAAUUUUCUUGAAAUGAAGGUGUUCAUGAAAGAGGUGAUAAAGAUGUUCCGUAUCAGGCCUGAUGGAAUACAGUUUGGAGUCGUUCAGUACUCAGACCAAAUUAAUAAGGAAUUUAUCCUCAGCCAGUAUCACAGUGAGACAAGUCUGAAGGUAGCCAUUGAUAGCAUCCGGAAGAGUGGAGGUGGCACCAUGACAGGUCAGGCCUUGAGAAACAUGGCUCAGAUCUUUGCAGACACUGCUCGCAGCAACGUGCCUUGGUAUCUCAUAGUUAUCACUGAUGGAAAAUCUUUGGACCCAGUGGCUGCGGCUGCAAAGGCAUUGAGGAGCAACAGAGUCAACAUUUAUGCCAUUGGGGUCCGAGAUGCUAACAUUGCUGAGCUUAAGGAGAUCGCUGAAGACAAGGUGUCUUUCGCAUCUGAGUUUGAUUCAUUGAAGGCCAUUCAACAAGAAGUGGUAAAAGACAUCUGCUUCUCAACUACCUGUAAGGAGAAGGAAGCUGACAUUAUCUUUCUGAUAGAUGGUUCAGAAUCCAUCUCCUCAAGAAACUUUGAAAAGAUGAAGGAAUUCAUGAAGAAAAUGGUGAAUCGAUCUAAUAUUGGUGUUAAUAGAAUUCAGAUUGGCCUUUUGCAGUUCAGCUCAAGUGCCCGGGAAGAGUUCAAGCUCAACUACUCCUUCUUAAAGGAGGAAAUUCUCGAAGCCAUCUCAAAUGUUCAGCAGAUGUUUGACGGCACCCACACUGGGAAAGCCCUGAAUUUCACUCUGCCUUUUUUUGACAGUUCAGCAGGAGGCAGACCCCAUGUUAGUCAAUAUUUGAUUGUGAUUACUGAUGGGGUGGCCCAGGACAAUGUAGCCAUACCAGCCAAGGCCCUCAGGGACAGAAACAUAAUUAUUUUUGCCAUUGGUGUAGGACUAGCUGAAAAGUCUCAGCUUUUGCAGAUUACUAAUGACCCCAACAAAGUGUACUAUGAAGACAAUUUUGAGUCCCUGAAGAAUCUGGAGAAGGAAAUUUUUGACAAGGUCUGCAGUCCACAAGGAUGCAACAUAGAUUUGUCUGUAGGAAUUGAUAACUCCAUUCCUACAAGACAAAAUCAGGAGAAGCUUCAAGAGCUACUGCCAGAGCUGAUGGAACAGUUGGCCUUUCUUCCUAACAUCAGCUGUAGUGUUCCUGGUCAGAUCAACACGAAGUUUCGCUACUUGGUUCCUGAUGCAAAUGGCCGGCCUAUCUUUGACUCAGGCUUUGAUAAAUAUAGUAAGGAAAUCAUUCAGAAGUUCUUGGUUCAUCAGUUUGCCAAGAGCAACAGUAUGGAUGCAGACUUUUUGCUAUCCUUGGGAGAUAAUGCUAUCAUCUCCUCUUCUGCUAAUGUGAAGGUCCUUUUAGUGUUUACAGAUGGACUGGAUGAUGACUUAAAGAGACUGAAGGAAACAUCUAAGAUUCUCCGCGGCAAAGGAUUCUCUGCACUCCUCAUGAUUGGCCUGGAAGGUGUACACAAAUUGGAAGAGCUUCAGGAGCUAGAAUUUGGCAGAGGAUUUUCAUAUAAUCAACCUCUGAGCAUCACACUGCAAUCCCUCCCAAGCACCUUAAUGAAGCAACUUGACACAGCUGUAGAAAGAACAUGCUGCCAUACUUAUGCCAAGUGUAUUGGAGAAGAAGGGCACAGAGGUGAUGUUGGGAGCCCUGGGAAGAAGGGAGAAAAGGGGCCUGACGGAUUACUUGGCUAUCCCGGCGAAGAAGGUGGACAUGGAGAAAGAGGCCCCCACGGUUUACCUGGACCCCGAGGUGAGGAAGGAUGCCCUGGUGUGAGAGGACCCAAGGGCAUACGAGGGUUUUCUGGAGAGAAGGGCAACGCUGGUGAGGAUGGCGUUGAUGGCUUGGAUGGAGAGCAGGGUAGUCAUGGAAUCCCAGGAUCACUUGGAGAAAAAGGAGACAGGGGAAAUCGGGGCUUGAAAGGACCACCUGGACAACAUGGAGGCCGUGGAGAGGCUGGGUUAAAGGGAGACUCGGGAGAACCUGGAAUUGAUAGUUUCAUCCAAGGUGUUACAGGAGAAACGGGAAGGCGUGGGCAGCAGGGACGACCUGGUUUCGAUGGACCUCAGGGGGAAACUGGUAGUGUUGGCUCUCAGGGCCCAAGAGGACGACAUGGUCUGCCAGGAUUGAAGGGUGUGCGUGGAGGAGCUGGUGACCGCGGUCACCAAGGAGAAUAUGGGUAUCCAGGCUCACAGGGACCAAGAGGAAGGCAAGGACCACCAGGAACUUUAGGACAAAAGGGCUCCCUGGGUAUCCGGGGGAAUCCUGGGCUUCCAGGGCCAAGUGGUUCAAGAGGAAAAGCUGGACCAAGAGGAAUGAAGGGAGAUCGUGGUGUUGCAGGAGAAAGAGGCCCACAGGGUCAGCAAGGACCAAGAGGGGAACCUGGUCUUUUUGGUCCUGAUGGAUACGGAAGUCCAGGAAGAAAAGGCACAAAGGGUGAACCUGGCUUUCCUGGCUAUCCUGGCACAAAAGGAGCAAAUGGUGACCCAGGCUUCCGAGGAGAGAAGGGGGCAAAGGGAAUCAGAGGAAAGCGGGGUAAUUCUGGCCCUCCAGGAUUUGUCGGAACUCCAGGUGACCAAGGCCCUUCAGGACCACGGGGCAUCAAGGGCCCCAAAGGCUUGGUAGACAUGAUGCCUUGUGAAAUCAUUGAUUUCACACGAAAAAACUGCCUUUGUUCAUCAGGUGUUUCCAAAUGCCCAGUGUUCCCCACCGAAGUGGUCUUUGCCUUGGACAUGUCAAAAGACAUCUCUGAGUUGGAUUUUGAGAGGAUGAGAAACAUUUUAUUGUCUCUGUUGAUGAAGAUGGAAAUAAGUGAAAGUAACUGCCCAACGGGUGCCCGAGUGGCCGUCAUGGCGUACAACAACAAAAUAGAUUACCUGAUUCGCUUCUCGGACUACAGAAGGAAGCCUACACUCCUUCAGGCAGUCCAGAAAAUUCCCCUGAAGAGGUCAUCUGGCAGCAGGAACCUUGGGGAUGCCAUGAGGUUUGUGGCCAGACAUGUAUUCAAACGCGUGCGCUCUGGCCUCCUCACGAGGAAAGUGGCUGUGUUCUUCCAGGGGGGCUGGACCCACGAUGCCGAUUCCAUCAGCACAGCCGCCAUGGAGCUCAGUGCGUUGAACAUUGUCCCUGCUGUCAUCAGCUUCACAGAGGAGCACAACCUCCCAGACACGUUCAUGAUGGAUAGAACCAACGCACUUCACCUAUUCAUCUGGGAGACUGAGAGCCAGCAGGAUGUGGGGCACGUGGCCCGCUGCGUUCUCUGCUAUGACCAGUGCCGACCAGCCCGGGAGUGCAGGUCGGGCGCGCCUGGACCCCUGGCGAUGGACAUGGACGUGGCAUUCGUGGUGGAUAGUUCCCGCAGCGUCAGGGCCGAAGUGUACCGUGCCGCAUUGCAUCUAGUGGAUGCCACGCUCAACAACCUGGAGGUGGCUGCGCAGCCGAAUGCAUCCUCCCAUGGGGUGCGCGUGGCUCUGGUGACACACACGACUCCAGGCUUCUGGCCAGGAACGGGACGCCCACCUGUACUUGAGGGUUUUCUCCUGACCUCCUAUGGUCACCGGGCGCAGAUGCAGAGGCGCAUCCGUGAGGCCGUAGACCACCCCCUGCAGGGAGCCCCGGCCCUGGGUCAUGCCCUUGAGUGGACACUAGAGAAGGUGCUCUUGGCAGCCCCUCUGCCCAGGAGGGCACAGGUUCUUUUCAUCAUUGUGGCCAGUGAGACCAGCAGCUGGGACCGGGAGAAGCUCAGGACUCUGUCCCUGGAGGCCAAGUGCAAGGGGAUCACCCUAUUUGUGCUGGCCUUGGGCCCGGACGUGGGAGCCCGUGAGCUGGCUGAGCUGGCUCACGUGGCCAGCACCCCCUCUGAGCAGCACCUACUGCGCCUGGCGGGGAUCUCAGACCCAGAUAUGGACUACGCCCAGGGCUUCACAAGGGCCUUCCUGAACCUCCUAAAAAGUGGAACAAAUCAGUACCCACCCCCAGAGCUCACUGAAGAAUGUGGGGGCCCCAGCCGCGGGGACACUCAGCUGCAGUCACAAAGGUUUAUCAAGAGGUUGCCCAGGCGCUGGCAUGGCAUAUCUGGCUUUACUGACGAUUUGAAAGCACUUGAAGCAACAGACGGUUUUCUAGAGAACAGAACAGCCAUGAUCACAUCUAGAACUCAGAAAGGAGCACUUAAAAAUUAUGAAAAUAAUGGAUAUGUCACUGAAGAAAAUGAAAAAGAAUCUGCAAAACAAAGGGAAAACGGAAAAGAAAUAGGUCCUUGUUUUAUGGAUCCAAUGGAAGGCGAGUCCCAGGAUUACAUCCUGAAAUGCUACUAUAACAAGGAGGAGCGGGCUUGUCAACAGUUCUGGUUAGGCAGCUGUGGGGGCAAUGCCAACCGGUUCGAAACCAACGAAGAAUGUGAGGUUUUAUGUGUCCCCAAACCUCUGUAG